Chilo suppressalis (striped riceborer) is the source of this 3259-nucleotide messenger RNA. The record is from the annotation of a GenBank genome assembly. Lineage: Eukaryota; Metazoa; Arthropoda; Insecta; Lepidoptera; Crambidae.
AUCACUGAGAGCCGAUAUGUAUUAAUGAGAAAAUCUCUCAUUGUUUAUCUGAUAAUUUUAGUGUUUGCCAAGUAUAAAGUGAUGUAGGUUGAAAAUUGACAUUGUUUCGUAACCAUGGCUCAAGCAAGAGCCGCGUUGUUGUUCUCAGUAGUGCAUAUGUUGGGCUGUGAAGGUGCCGCGACUGGUAAAGAAGAGAUCCUACCUCCUGCGACCAACGACCGGCCUAUAGUUGGGAUCCUGUCACAAGAACAAUCAUUUUAUCUUCAUUCUAAAUACCCUGAAGAGAAUUACACUAGUUAUAUAGCUGCCAGCUAUGUGAAAGACGUCGAAGCAUCCGGCGCUCGAGUCGUGCCUAUUUUGAUAGGCAAACCCCGUUCGUAUUACGAAGAGCUUCUGAAGAAAUUAAAUGGGGUCCUACUUCCUGGUGGAGCGACAUACUUCAACCAGUCCAAUGGAUACGCUGAUGCUGGUCAGUACAUCUAUGAGAUUGCAAUGAAAAUGAAUGAUGCAGGCGAUUACUUUCCAAUUUUCGGAACUUGCCUCGGCUUUGAACUGCUCAUCAUUUUGGCAUCCGGUCGUGGCGAACCUGAGAAUAGAAUACGGUGUUACUCAUACUCUAAUAUGCCGCUCGACUUCACACCAGAUUUCAGAAACAGCAAAAUGUUUGCGGAAGCGCCUGACGAACUAGUGGAUAUUUUGGCAAACGAAGAAGUAACAGUAAACGCACAUCAGUUUUGUAUAGUAGACAAGAAUCUCAAUGCAUUUAAUUUGACAAAAGACUGGCAGGUGACUUCGUAUUCUGAUGAUGAUUUCGAUGUGCAGUUUAUAGCUACUAUCGAACACACGAGAUACCCAUUCUAUGGAGUGCAAUUUCAUCCGGAGAAGAAUUCUUUUGAAUGGAAGUUGUCAAAGAAGUAUCCUCAUUCAUAUAGUGCGAUUAAAGCGAACAGAUACUUUAUGGACUUCUUUGUGAAUGAAUGCAGGAGAAAUGUCCAUACGUUCGCGAAUGCGGCUGAAGAAAAUAAAUACGCAAUAUACAACUAUGAAGCUAAAUUUACGGGCGUAUUGGGAAGUCAACACCACGAAUGUUACUUCUUUGAACCGAGAGGACUUAAGAAUUGAUUGAUGAUAGAUGACAGAAAUAAAUCAAUGAUAGAUUAAGUGAGACUGUAAUAAUACAUUAUGAUACAAGUGUGGUAAGUUGAGAAUUACAACCGAGGCGAUAUGCCAAGCUAAGAAGCCAGAGGCUGUAAUUAUCAAACCGCACGUAUGUCAUACGACGUUUUAUAACACAUUUGCGAGGAAAUAACACUAUCUACGUACGAACUUUCUGAAAAUGAAUUUGCACCUUUGUUUGUUUUCCAUAAGAUGAAAUUUUGAUACGCUUGACUGUAAGUAGCCGUAGCGUAGCCUUGUUUGACUACUGGCGGUGUCAAAUUAAUAAAUUCGUAACUACUUGACAAUAUUUUCAAAUAAAAACAAUACAGCGAAAAGAAAAAAAAACUUUUUCAUGGAUUAGCAAUGCGCGCGCAUCAACGCUUUUUUGAGGCAAAGGAAUAAAAACCAGCAAGUUUUACUAAUAAAAUAAAUUAAUAUUUUUGUGAAUUUGUUACCGAUACAUUGUUGUAAUUUAUUGUCAAAAUGAAUCAAAUUAAAGAAUUAAAUGUUUAUAUAUUAUAUCUCCCAAAGUGAAUUGUAUUAAGAAAAUAUUGACUACCUUUCUGACAUAAAAACUCUUUGCUAAGAUUUAAAAAAGUAUCGUUCGUUUUCAGACGGAACAUAAUAAGCCGUGCAUUUUACUUUACAUUACCGCACGCGUGUGUAAUGUGAUAGAUUAUGAUAUUGAAAUUGGUGCAAUAAGAGACGCUUUACGAGCAAAUGUGUUAUAAAUAAAGUUUAUUGUUUUAUUAUUUGUCUUAUUUCCCGUUUUCUCUUCAGGUUAUGGUGCAAAAUAUUAACAGGUCUUUUUUACAUAAAGAUACAGUGGCAACAAAAAACAUGAUACUUACAGAUAAUGAUUUUGAAAUUCAUGGUCACUAACAUUAUAGUUAUUAACGGGAUUGUUACCAUGUACCUUGUAUAUUAUGAGUUUCCGAUAUUUCGGCACUGUUGAAAGCGCCAUGAUCACGGAGGCGCUUGCACCAUAUGUAGUAUAUAACAUAAUAGCUAUAAUAAUCGACGGCCUCCGUGGCCGAGUGGUUUGUACGCCGGAUUUCAUGGUGUCGCCGACUCGAGAGAUCCCGGGUUCGAAUCCCGGUGGGGGCAGAUGUUUGUGUGAUGAAUACGAGCAUUUAUACUCCAGUCAUGGAUGUUUAAUAUAUAUUUCUAUAUAAAUAUACUUAUAUAUGUACAGUAUUUGUAUUCUAUCCGUUACCCUAGUAUACCAUAAUAACACAAGCCUUACUGUGCUUACUUUGGGGCUAGGCUAAUUGGUGUGAGUGUUGGAAAUAUUUAUUUAUUUAAUAAUAGCUAUAAUGAUUUGAAACUUCAACAGAGUUGACUAAAUUAGUGGUGAUGAGGCUUCAUAGUGCGUUACUUAUUAAAUUAUUAGACGUAAAAAAUACUGCUAUUUCGUAUAUAUACCGAGUAACUGCGGGUUACUUUGACCUAAAAUGUGCACUUUUUUUUUCAAAUAAAAUUGUAGUUUCUCUUUGUGAUGAAUAUGUCACGUUUAUAUCUUUCCAUUGUGAACUUUAAAGUAUAAGUUACAAAGUUAUCAUACGAAAAUAGGAAAAAAUAAUAUUUAAGGGUUCAUAUAUAUUUUUUUAAUUUUGGGCCAAAGUUGGCCUUAAAGAGGGUUUACUUUAGCUCGUUGAGUUUUCUCUGUGAAAAAAACUAAUUUUAAGGCAUGUUGGGGUUAAGUAACCCUUAUAACAGAUCACCAUUAGCAUACUAAAUACACAAAUGGAUGUUUUUACCCAAAAAUAAUUAAGUUAAAGCAAAAAUUGUAAACUUACCGAAAACCACAGUUUUGAGAAAGUUUGAGCAUGAACUUGCGAACUAUUUCAGUUACAAAAAAUCCCGCGUUACAAUGACAACUUGAUACAGGAAUGAUGUCGGUAAAACAACACCACACUACGAGCCUAUAUGGCUAUCUGUGAUUUUCAACUGGAACUAUUACGGUCACCCAAGAGAUACUGAUGGGGCGGCAGGUUCAAUAUCUUUUCUGAUAUGGGACAAAGUUACCCGCCCGAGCUAAAGUAACCCUUACUUACGGUAUUUGGUAUAUAAAUGUUAAAUAUAUAUAUAUAUAUAUAUA